AUGCUUUGUCGUCUCUUUUCAUGGCUUUUCAUAUUAACGGUCCUCGUGUCUUGCUCACGUGUGCUUGCUGACGAAGAUAGUAAAGUUUUAGACUUGACACCGGAAACUUUCGACAAUGAAGUUGGUCAAGAUAAAUAUGCUUUCGUAGAGUUUUUUGCCCCGUGGUGUGGUCACUGUAAGAACCUUGCUCCCAUUUGGGAACAACUUGGCGAAGCAUUUGCAAGUGCCAAAGAUCGUGUCGUUAUAGCUAAAGUAGACGCAGAUAAUCACCGUGAUUUGGGGAGUAAAUUUGGCGUCAGUGGAUAUCCCACAUUGAAAUGGUUUGAUAAAGGUUCCGAUAAACCUGAAGAUUAUUCGGGUGGACGUGAUUUUGAUAGUUUAGCUGCGUAUGUUGAGAAAAAAACUGGAAUUCGUCCAUCGAUAAAGAAACCAGUCCCAGCGGUAACAAUACUCACCUCUGAGACGUUUAACGAAAUUGCUCUGGAUCCGAAAAAGAAUGCAUUGGUUGAAUUCUAUGCUCCCUGGUGUGGCCACUGCAAAACUUUAGCCCCAAUCUACGAGAAAGUGGCGUCAUAUUAUUCACAAGAACCCGAGUGCAUCGUAGCAAACCUCGACGCUACAGAGCACAAAGACAUUGCGGGGAAAUACGAUGUAAAAGGCUACCCAACCAUCAAAUAUUUCGCCAAAGGAGAGGACAAGACCCCGAUUGACUAUGAAGGUGGACGUACAGAACAAGAUUUUGUCACGUUUUUAAAUAAGCAUUGUGGGACUGAUCGUGUUGUCGGGGGUGCACUGUCCGAUAAAGCUGGCAAAAUUCCUGAGCUGGAUGAAUACGCACAAAAAUUCAUUAUUGCGUCCAAAGAAAAUAUCGAUACCGUUAUUGAAGAAGCACGAAAAAUUGCAAAUAAAUUGGAUACUCGGUUUUCAAAAUAUUAUAUCAAGGUGAUGGAAAAAUUAAAGGAGAGACAAGAUUACGUCACUAAAGAAAUUGAACGCCUCGAAAAAAUCGUAAAGUCGGGGACAAUAUCAAAUAACAAAAAAGACGAUUUCACUAUUCGUAAAAAUAUUCUUGUUAGCUUCCAAAUUAAAGAAACUGAUUCUAUUAUUGAUGAUGCUGACACUAAUACCACAGAUAAGAUCACAACCGACGAUGCUAAACACGAGGAAUUAUAA
This is a messenger RNA of Ambispora leptoticha, 1173 nucleotides long. The record is from the annotation of a GenBank genome assembly. Lineage: Eukaryota; Fungi; Glomeromycota; Glomeromycetes; Archaeosporales; Ambisporaceae.